This is a messenger RNA of Mollisia scopiformis, 1398 nucleotides long. RefSeq lists its product as uncharacterized. The coding region runs from base 260 to 1102 and encodes 280 amino acids. Gene Ontology annotation, cellular component: mitochondrial inner membrane. Gene Ontology annotation, biological process: potassium ion transport; proton transmembrane transport. The transcript is spliced from 2 exons. NCBI's taxonomy places the organism in Eukaryota, Fungi, Ascomycota, Leotiomycetes, Helotiales, Mollisiaceae. The record is from RefSeq and is a predicted model, not a curated record.
CGUCCUGUGAUGUGUGUUGGGCCUCGAGCAAUCGAUCGUCCGCGAAUUUAGAGUUGACAGGGAUUAGCCAGGCCAAGAACACCAGCCACAUGCCGUCAUCGUAUGGCUACCGCGUUUCGAGCAAUUCUUUGGUGGCCGAGCUUCAUCCAAAAAUAAGCAACACGUUCUCAUGCACCUGCGAAUCUUGUGCCUUCAUCACCUGGGAAUGACUUAGAAAUUCUCUCUCGACGACCGUGAUCGGUAGUCACUUCAAUUGACAAUGCGCCUCUUCCUUCUCCCAAUCUCGACACGGCGAACGCUCAUCUAUUGCCAACGCCUGAAUGUCACAACCGCCGAGCAACAAGGACUACUCGACAAGGCCACAAACAGAGCUGCAGCUUUAUGGGCAGGCUGGGAGAAAAAGGAGUCAGGUUGGCAGAGGAAAGUCGUUGAUUAUGGCAACGCGGCCCUGAAGAGGAUACCCUACGAGGAAUGGGGCCUGAAGUCAAUACCACCUCUUUCAGCGCGACGGAAGAAGGAGGAGCUGUCAGGAAAGGAAUUGGUGGAAGUGUCAUUCCCAUCGAGCUUGAUGCCGGAGAAUACAGUCCCAGAAAUCUUGAGGAAGCUAGGCACGGAGAGGCAAAAGCUGCACAGGUCGAGGAUGAUAUAUUGCUUUAUAGGCAUGCCAAUCACUGCUCCUGUUGCUCUUAUACCCGUGAUACCCAAUCUUCCAUUUUUCUACCUUGUGUUUCGAGCAUGGUCUCAUUGGAGAGCACUUUCAGGCUCCAAGCACAUCGAAUUCCUUCUCGAUAAUAAGCUUGUCAAACCAAAACCUUCCCCAAUCCUCGACGAACUAUACGCUUCAGGGAAGCUACGAUUCGACGAUACUUCAAAAAUGACUCCGGAAAAAUCUCCAGAAGACACUGAAGAUCCAAUUGAGGAAAUGGUCCUUCACAAAUCUGAUGGAACUCGCAUCGCAGAGGCUCUAAAGAUUCCCGAGCUAGAUAUUGAGCUUGAUCGUGCCGUAUGGCAAGUAGAGAAGGCAAUUCAAGCCGCGAAGGAAUUGAAAGAAGAGAAGAAAGACAUGGAUGCAGCUACUUCUAAGCCCAGAGAGAAAAAGUAGGUGGAACCUCAGUGUAAUUGUACCAAUUCUGGUAUUUGGUGUACAACAAGCGGAGUCGGCAUAGACGCAUAUAUAGAUGCAUCUCAAUCAAAAUACGAUCACGGACUAGACAAGGCGUGGGUGCUUGAUUCAUUCUAUCCACGUAAUUAGCCGUCUCUUCAUCAAGUGCCAAGGCAUUUACUACCAGCUUCUCUUUUUUCUAUCCGUACGUUUGAAGGGCUAUACGCUUGAUUGAGCAUCUUCAAGCAUUUCCUUAUCGCUUAGCCAUCUAUUCUGUCGCCCCUCACAGCGUUUGC